AUGAACCAUUUCUUACGCGCAACACGAAAACACUUUUUUCGUGUGAGCGUUAAUUUCUUGCAUAGUCGAAGACGUUAUUUUUCCACAGAAAGGGACCUGGCUUUGCCCACAAAAACGAUUAAAAGUAUAUUGGAAAGUCUAGCAAUCAACAAUGAAGUUGAAGUACACGGUUGGAUACGUUCCAUUCGUACUCAGAAAAACGUGUCAUUCGCUAACGUCAACGACGGUUCUAGUCUAAAGGGCUUGCAAGUUGUACUUACAAACGAUGAAGCUAAAAAGCUGACGACGGGAGCAUGUGUAAAAAUGCGAGGAAUCCUAGCUAAGAGUCCGGGAGACGGACAAAGUAAGGAGUUGCAAGCACAUUAUGUUGAGAUAUUGGGAGAAUGCGAUUCCACCUACCCCUUACAAAAGAAAUAUCACUCGAUGGAAUUUCUUCGGGAUAACUCACAUUUGAGGCCACGGUCCAACACCUUUGGAGCCAUUGUGAGGAUCAGGAAUACAGCGGUCUUGGGUUUUCAGAAUUUUUUCCAGAAAAAUGAAUUUUUUCAAAUUCACACGCCAAUAAUAACAAGUUCGGAUUGCGAAGGUGGUGGAGAGGUGUUUAAAAUAUCUGCUAACAGACCAAAAGAGACAACGGAAAACUUUACGCGGAAGGAAGAUUUUUUUGAAAUGCCUGUAUAUUUGACUGUUUCGGGACAACUUCACGCCGAGAUGCUAGCCUGCGCGAUGUCGCGAGUUUUUACUUUCGGUCCAGUAUUUCGUGCGGAGGGUUCUCUCACUUCGAGACACUUGGCAGAAUUCUGGAUGUUGGAAGCCGAAAUUGCCUGUCUGUUCAAAUUGGAAGAAUUGUUAUAUUUCACCGAGAGGUGCAUCAGAGAAACAACGAGAUACAUUUUGGAUGGUUGCACACAAGACAUAGAAUUUUUUGACCAACGUAUGAACAAGGAACUUAUCGCUCGUUUAGAAAAUACAACAAACAAUCCAUUCUCCUGUUUAAGUUAUUCGGAAGCUAUUGACAUCCUUUCAAAGGCAAAUCAAAAAUUUGAACAUACACCUAAGUACGGAUGUUCUCUGUAUAGUGAACACGAAAAGUAUUUGGCAACUGAUUAUUGCCGUGGGCCAGUGUUUAUUACAGAUUACCCUCGAGAAAUAAAACCAUUUUACAUGCGUGUCAACUCGGAUGGUGAAACGGCAGCUUGUACUGAUUUACUUGUGCCAGACAUUGGAGAGUUGGUUGGCGGAAGCCUUAGAGAAGAACGUUAUGAUAUACUAGAGCAAAAUUUGAAAGAAUCCAACAUGAUCCAAGAGAAUUAUCAGUGGUACUUGGAUUUGCGAAAAUACGGAACUGUCCCUCAUGGCGGAUUUGGAGUUGGAUUCGAAAGAUAUUUACAAUAUUUGACUGGUGUGGAGAAUAUUCGUGACGUGAUACCAUUCCCUAGAGCUGCCUCUUAUUGCAAGUAUUAG
This is a messenger RNA of Acaulospora morrowiae, 1464 nucleotides long. Lineage: Eukaryota; Fungi; Glomeromycota; Glomeromycetes; Diversisporales; Acaulosporaceae. The record is from the annotation of a GenBank genome assembly.